AUGCAGCAGCCUCCAUCGUACCACCAUCACCAUUAUCAUGAUGCAAACGGCAAGGGAGUCAACCAAGAGAUAUUAGAGAAAGCCACCGCUGGUCUGCGUUCACGAUCCACAUCAGAUCUUCACCACCACCAUCACCACCAUCACUACCAAAGCAAUAAUGCCAACUUCCCAUCGUCUUCGAGUUUGCGUGAUAUCUUGUCGCUAGUUUUCAUUAUGCUUUCGUUCCCACAGUACAUGUCCUUAGGGCUAUUGGUUGUGUAUUUGAUGUUGGGGUCAAACUUUAUGGGUGGGAAAUUCUUGAUAAACUUUUUAUUGCCACAACUGCAUAAGUUGGCAUUCACUAAUGUGAAACACUCGUUGGUGACUUUUAUCAAGAUGGGUGCAAUAGACGUGUUUCUUUUUUAUGGGUUGGGUAAAGUUGUAAAGAAGAAGAGUUAUUUCAAUUAUCUAGUCAUUCUUUCCAAGGCGAUUGUUGCUAGUGAGUUUAUUGGGUCGUCGUCGAUAAACUAUAUCAACUCGAUAUCAUCAAAAAAGUUUACCACAAAGAUCCAGUACGACGAUAAGAACCGUAUAUUCAACAGCAACUUGAUCAAUGCGAUUGUGUGUUUUAUUAUUAUCAACUAUGUCAAGUAUGUAUUGAAUUGGGUCAACUUAUCGUUUCAGCUAUUUAGCACCCCGCAAUACUCGGCGCAUAUCACCAACUUUAAUUUCAGCCACUGGAAUGUGCAGGUAUAUUUGUUUUUAUGCAUACACACAAUCAUCCAAGCGUUGUUUAGGCAAUCGCCAAUUGCCCAGAGCUCUAUCCCAACUGACGACAUAUCAGUAAAUGUCGAUAACAAUCAAUUGUUGGAUAUUUACACCAAGAAUUUGCCCAAGUUUAAUGGUAAUUACAAUAGCAACUAUUCGGUGGCAUUAAAGAACUUUGAGAAUUUCAUUAUUUCGCCUUUCAAUAGCAAGUUAUCGGUUAUGAAGAACCGUAUGCGGGCGUCGUCGUUAUCGAAUUUGGCCAUGAAAACGACUACUACAAGCACCACUACUUCGCUCACCAGUUCUACCACGUCGACGUCUUUGACUACAACGACCAUUUCUCCCAACGUGACUCUUAUUGAAAACACCAUUAUUGUACAGCCAUUUUGGUCGAUCAUUGCAGCAGUGAAAGCGAUUUUGAAGAACCCCAACUUGUUUAAUGGCGAGCUGACCAAGAAGAAAAAUGAGGGUGGAGUGUUUUUGACGAAGGAAGUACAACCCAAUGUCCCCAUGGCGAUUAUGGUGAUUGAUUCGUCGAAAGUGGUACUCCAUGUGUUGUCGUCGAUUCGAGAGGAUAUUGAAGUGAGACUUAACAAUAUCAAGUGGUCGUAUUUCAAAGUUGUUGGUGAGUAUCUUGUGAUUUAUGGGUUGACGCCAUUGUUUCAGUAUGAGGUAGACAUCGUGGCCAAGUCGCUGGUGUUGAACCAUCUUGUGAUAAACACUACUGAUGACGACAACCAGGUUAUUAACAAGUCGAGCAAGGAAACUUCGUCGUUGGCCACGUUGCAGACCUCGCUUGAGUCGGUAAUGAACAAAACAGAAUCCCUCAAGGCCAAGCUUAAAAAGUAUAAGAAAGACGAAAACAAAAAGAUCACUGAGAUGAGAAACUCUAUUGAGUUGCUCAAAAACAAAAUCUCAAAGAACCGUCAGGGCAAUGAUAAUCGUAUUUUUGGAAAGAUCAAGGGGUUAAAACAUUCUGUGAUGCAGUUGGAGAACGAGAUUGAGGGAUUGAACAAGGAGAUUCUGGAGUUGAGUAAAACCGAAGGCAAGUUGCAGGAGGCAAUGAAAAGCAAAGAGUCUGCGCAGUUACAAGAAAUUGCUGAAUUGAACAAGAUCUAUGCCGAUUUUGAGUCGAGAAUGAAAGAUGCCCGAGCCGAACUUAAGACUGCCAGCCAAGAGUUAACGUCGCUCAGUGCAAAGAGUCAAAAGUUGAUGGUCAAACAAGCAGCCAAACAGGAAGAACUUCGAAACUUGUCAACGGACAUUAAGAACAUUAAGAAGAAUGAGAUUCUGGCCAAGUUUACAAAGAGGUUGAAACGCACUAACGAAAAGUUUGAGACGAUCUUGCCGAAAAUUAUCCAGGAAACCGAAAGUUUAACUCGUGAGUAUAAUGAAUUAGUAGCAUAG
Molecule: messenger RNA, 2154 nt
Organism: Candida albicans SC5314
Lineage: Eukaryota; Fungi; Ascomycota; Pichiomycetes; Serinales; Debaryomycetaceae
Gene: EMC9
Product: Emc9p
Exons: 1
Coding region: 1-2154 (717 amino acids)
Source: RefSeq, a predicted model, not a curated record